AAACUCGAAUGCUCGCAUUGCAAUUUGAUUAAAAUUUCUAAUGUAUUUAUAAUUUAAAAUUUUUUAUUAAUAGUAACUUAAUACGUGUCUUUAUUAACUAAACCCUAAAUCCCGAGGAUUCCUAUUAUGUGAAUAUCCAGUUCUCCACAUCUCCUCCAUCCUCCUCCAGCGACACCAGCCCGCCAUUCCGGUCUUCUCCAGCCCCAGCCGUCACCAUUCUUCCGGGCCCCUGAGCUCUGCCGUUGCCGUCGCCUUCCUCUCUUCUGUUCUGCUGCUCCUCUCUGUUCUCCGCCUCUCUCCCCUUGCCUCCCAAUCUGCUUCGCUGCCUCGCCUAUUCUCGCUUUAACUAAGCUGAAGUUCGUUCUAAGAGUCAAUAGAUAUUGGCAGAAUCGGUGAUAAAAUGGGUUUAGGGUUGAGAAACUUCACUGAGAGAAACAAUAAUGGACAACAUGUCCUGGACACUGAGAAUGGGGAGGAACUCAUGCACAUGCAGCGUGGUGUGGACCUUGUGCUUGCCAACCUCCCUCCCAUCUCCUCCGGCACACUCUAUAUUACUACCAAGCAAGUGAUAUGGCUCAGCGAUGUAGACAACACCAAGGGAUAUGCUGUUGAUUUCUUGUCUAUUUCCCUCCAUGCCGUCUCAAGAGACCCAGAUGCCUACCCCCAUCCUUGUUUAUACACCCAGAUUGACACUAAUGCUGAAGAGGAUGGUUCCGAAAACUCCGACUCUGAAUCCAGUGACAUACAAGAUUUAUCCAGGAUCACAGAGAUGAGGCUUAUCCCCUCUGAUCCUUCUCAAUUGGAUACUUUGUUUCAAGUAUUCUGUGAGUGUGCAGAGCUUAAUCCAGAACCAAAUGAUGAGGAAGGAGAAGAGCAUGAUUGGGUUUUCAGUGCUGAUCAGAUGGAAGGGGAUGAGGAAGAGGAAGAAGGUUAUAUCUCUCAUAAUCCAGCGAACUCUCUUGGUCAGUCAAAUGGACAUCAUGAUCUAGCUCGUACAGUACUUGAGCUUCAUAUCAACGAUCAGCGUUUUGAGGAUGCAGAAGAGAUGGAGCACGAUGAGGAUGGCACCCAUAAUUGAGUGGCUGUGUUUAGCCGAACAUAGCAUAUGAACUGUUGGUUAUGUUAUGUAAAUUAGUAUAAAAAUCUGAUUAGGGGGUUAUAUACUGUUGAUAAUUGAUGGACAAUUAUGCGCGAUUAAUGAAUUUUGUUUCAUGUUUAGAA
This is a messenger RNA of Arachis duranensis, 1221 nucleotides long. RefSeq names its product chloride conductance regulatory protein ICln. Lineage: Eukaryota; Viridiplantae; Streptophyta; Magnoliopsida; Fabales; Fabaceae. The transcript has 8 exons. Gene Ontology annotation, cellular component: spliceosomal complex; plasma membrane; cytosol. Gene Ontology annotation, biological process: mRNA cis splicing, via spliceosome; spliceosomal snRNP assembly; cell volume homeostasis. The record is from RefSeq and is a predicted model, not a curated record. The coding region runs from base 401 to 1078 and encodes 225 amino acids.